CCUGGGAGGGGCCCCGGGCAGGCCCUGCAGCCUUCGCGUGCGCUGCAUCCCGCAGGGCCUGCGCUGCUUGACAUAAAGGCACAGCGCCUGAGGAUGCGCUCUCGCUCCCAGCCCUGCAAAACUGAGUAGGGCGCCUGGGAGCGGCCGCGGGGGGUCGGCUUUGGAUGCUCCACACCUGGUGGGCUCUGGACGCCUAGGAGCCCAGCUCAGGAAGGGAGCGAAACGAGAGCUGCCUGCUCUUACUCCAGCCCUUGACUCGAGCUGUCAACCCUGUCGUCGUGCUUUAGCUUACAGUCCAGAAUGUAACCAUCAAUAAAUCAGAGAAGCCUGAAAGCUGUGAUAAUGUGAAGGUGGUGGUUAGGUGCCGGCCCCUCAACGAGAGAGAGAAAUCAAUGUGCUAUAAACAAGCUGUCAGUGUGGAUGAGAUGAGGGGAACUAUUACUGUACAUAAGACUGAUUCUUCCAAUGAACCUCCAAAGACAUUUACUUUUGAUACUGUGUUUGGACCAGAGAGUAAACAACUCGAUGUUUAUAACUUAACUGCAAGACCUAUUAUUGAUUCUGUUCUUGAAGGCUACAAUGGGACUAUUUUUGCAUAUGGACAAACGGGAACAGGCAAAACUUUUACCAUGGAAGGCGUUCGAGCUGUUCCUGAACUUAGAGGAAUCAUUCCAAAUUCAUUUGCUCACAUAUUUGGUCAUAUUGCAAAAGCAGAGGGUGAUACAAGAUUUUUGGUUCGAGUGUCUUACUUGGAAAUAUAUAAUGAAGAAGUUCGUGACCUUUUGGGCAAGGACCAGACACAGAGGUUAGAGGUUAAAGAAAGACCUGAUGUGGGGGUUUAUAUCAAAGAUUUAUCAGCUUAUGUGGUAAAUAAUGCUGACGAUAUGGAUAGAAUUAUGACUCUAGGCCACAAAAAUCGUUCUGUUGGCGCUACUAACAUGAAUGAACACAGUUCCCGUUCCCAUGCCAUCUUUACAAUUACUAUAGAAUGCAGCGAAAAAGGCGUUGAUGGUAACAUGCAUGUCAGAAUGGGGAAGCUCCACCUUGUAGACCUUGCUGGUUCAGAGAGGCAGGCAAAAACUGGAGCUACUGGACAGCGCCUAAAGGAAGCCACAAAAAUCAAUCUUUCGCUUUCCACCCUUGGUAAUGUAAUUUCUGCCUUGGUUGAUGGAAAAAGCACUCAUGUUCCUUAUCGCAACUCUAAAUUGACUCGUCUUCUUCAAGAUUCCUUAGGAGGAAAUUCAAAAACCAUGAUGUGUGCAAAUAUUGGGCCAGCAGACUACAAUUAUGAUGAAACUAUUAGUACAUUACGGUAUGCUAACCGUGCUAAGAAUAUUAAAAAUAAAGCUAGAAUCAAUGAAGAUCCAAAGGAUGCUUUGCUUCGUCAGUUUCAGAAAGAAAUAGAAGAACUGAAAAAAAAGCUUGAAGAAGGGGAAGAAAUAUCAGGCUCUGAUAUCAGUGGAUCAGAGGAAGAGGAUGAUGAAGAGGGUGAGGUUGGAGAAGAUGGAGAGAAGAGGAAAAAAAGAAGGGAUCAAGCAGGUAAAAAGAAAGUGUCCCCAGAUAAGAUGGUUGAAAUGCAAGCAAAAAUUGAUGAGGAGAGAAAAGCACUUGAAACAAAGCUUGACAUGGAAGAAGAAGAAAGAAACAAAGCUAGAGCUGAAUUAGAGAAACGGGAAAAAGAUCUACUUAAGGCCCAACAAGAACAUCAGUCUUUGCUGGAGAAAUUAUCUGCACUGGAGAAGAAGGUAAUUGUUGGUGGCGUUGAUUUGUUGGCAAAAGCUGAAGAACAAGAGAAACUUCUUGAAGAAUCUAAUAUGGAACUGGAAGAACGGAGGAAAAGAGCAGAGCAACUUCGUAGAGAACUUGAGGAAAAAGAGCAAGAACGCUUGGAUAUUGAAGAAAAAUACACCAGCUUGCAAGAGGAAGCCCAGGGAAAAACCAAGAAAUUAAAGAAAGUGUGGACUAUGCUGAUGGCUGCCAAAUCAGAGAUGGCUGAUCUCCAACAGGAGCAUCAGAGGGAAAUUGAAGGCCUCCUGGAAAAUAUUCGACAACUUAGCCGGGAGCUUCGACUUCAGAUGCUUAUUAUUGAUAAUUUUAUACCUCAAGAUUAUCAGGAAAUGAUUGAAAACUAUGUCCAUUGGAAUGAAGACAUUGGAGAAUGGCAGCUGAAAUGUGUUGCCUAUACAGGAAAUAACAUGAGGAAGCAGACUCCAGCUCCUGAUAAAAAAGAGAAAGACCCCUUUGAAGUGGACCUUUCCCACGUGUACCUUGCCUACACUGAGGAGAGCCUCCGGCAGUCCCUGAUGAAGUUAGAGAGGCCGCGGACGUCGAAGGGGAAAGCAAGGCCAAAGACGGGGCGAAGAAAGCGUUCUGCAAAACCUGAAACUGUAAUUGAUUCUUUACUUCAGUAAACAUUACAGACUUAAAGUCACAAUAAAAAUUAGUGAUAUUCUCA
Hyaena hyaena (striped hyena) is the source of this 2455-nucleotide messenger RNA. RefSeq names its product kinesin family member 3A (gene KIF3A). The coding region runs from base 393 to 2411 and encodes 672 amino acids. The record is from RefSeq and is a predicted model, not a curated record. The transcript is spliced from 18 exons. Gene Ontology annotation, biological process: microtubule-based movement. Lineage: Eukaryota; Metazoa; Chordata; Mammalia; Carnivora; Hyaenidae. Gene Ontology annotation, molecular function: microtubule binding; ATP binding; microtubule motor activity.